CGCGUUUCUGUGGUAUUAUGAAUGUAAAAAUUCACGAAAAGUGGCACUGUCACAAAGAAACGAAAAUUAAAUUCACGAAAUUGCCACAAAAGUGAUUCUGACAAAUUUCAUCAAAUAUCAGCGAAAGAAGCGAAAAACAGGCUACAACCCUGAAUUGUUGUUUUGCUGCUAAAAGUGGAAAGUUUGAACUCUUUUACGAGUUGUUUAGCAAAGUGUUGGGAAACUCAGCAAGAAACAUUCAAAGCUUCGUGGUUUUAUGUUGCAAUAAUGGCACCGGCAACCGCACUCAAGGAGCAACCAGCAUCAUCCAAUUCUACCGGCAUAAAUGCAGUUCUUCUGGGACCGCCGGGCUCCGGAAAAGGCACUCAGGCUCCGUUGCUAAAGGAAAAGUAUUGCGUCUGCCACUUGUCCACGGGCGACAUGCUGCGCGCAGAAAUAGCGUCAGGUUCUAAGCUUGGAGCUCAGCUGAAAAAGGUGAUGGACGAAGGAAAGCUAGUUUCCGACGAAUUGGUGGUCGAUAUGAUUGAUUCUAAUCUUGAUAAGCCCGACUGUCGGAACGGAUUCCUGUUGGAUGGAUUCCCGCGAACUGUUGUGCAAGCGCAAAAGUUGGACAACUUGCUUGAGAAGCGCAACACCGGGUUGGAUGCGGUCAUAGAGUUCGGCAUAGACGAUAGCCUUCUUGUGCGCCGCAUUACCGGACGGCUUAUCCAUCAAGCUAGCGGGCGCUCAUAUCACGAAGAGUUCGCUCCCCCCAAGGUACCGAUGCGGGACGACGUUACAGGAGAACCACUGAUGCGCCGUAGCGAUGACAAUGCGGAGGCGUUGGUCAAACGGCUAGAAGCCUACCAUCGCCAAACAAAACCGCUUGCCGACUAUUAUGCGCUACGUGGACUGCACUUCCGCGUUGAUGCUGCUAGAAGUGCAACCGAUGUGUUUUCCAAUAUAGACAACAUCUUUAAGCAGCAACGAGCACACCGAAUGGGGCUAUAAAGCCACGUGGGACAGAAUUGAUCAACCAUCUACCUGCCUGUUAGUUUUUGUAAUACUUUACAUUCACAUUCGGAAGAUGAUGAAACAUCCAUUGUGUAAGCUAUUCCAACAGUAAACUAGCAAGCUCUUGAACUAUCACUAUCCUGUACCUUGCAUUUUAAAAUGAUCAAUUUAGCAAAACUGCCAGAAGAAUCGUUGUUUUUUGUUUAUUGUCAACCAAUGGCAAAUUCACGUCGAAUACAGGCAUGAUCGGUAAAGUGAAUAUGCAGCAUAAAAUGGGCAAUAAAACAGAAUAUUUAAGAAAAUCAAAACAAUCUCUUCUAUAGCCUCAACAGGCCACGG
Molecule: messenger RNA, 1332 nt
Organism: Anopheles darlingi
Lineage: Eukaryota; Metazoa; Arthropoda; Insecta; Diptera; Culicidae
Product: adenylate kinase
Exons: 2
Coding region: 268-990 (240 amino acids)
Biological process (GO): ADP biosynthetic process
Cellular component (GO): cytoplasm; mitochondrion
Molecular function (GO): AMP kinase activity; ATP binding
Source: RefSeq, a predicted model, not a curated record